AUGUUGCAACCUCUCUACCGUUACAGAACGAAAUGCUGCUCUAAUGCAGAUUCCUGGCAGUACGCUCUGGCAUCUAGGACUCUUAACUGCCAAUUUUGCGGUUCAGUUGCGGAAUUUGCGUCCCUCCCCCAUGAAGUACCUCCACCAGUUCAGGACGCUCAUGUACCAGUUUCCCCUGGAGCUUGCCCUGUAAGAGUCGCUUUUAUAGCGUCUAAUCGAGAAAUCGGAUUUCUUAAUUUUGCCAUCGGCGAUGAGCUACAUUGCGGAGUUGUCGACACGGAGGGUUGCGUGACUAGUUACUCGCCCAAAGAAAAGCGUUUUUAUCGUGAGAGAUCUAGAACAUGGAAACAGUCGAUUAUUUGUGUCCCUCCUGAGGCUCAGCGAGUAGAAGGGGAAUUUUGGGAUCGUAAAAUUCACGAAGGAAUACGAAAUGGACCAGUAGGACCCCAGUUUGAUUGCCUCGACUUCGUCGUUUCUGUGCUCAAUCUAACGCUUGGAACGGAUGCCUUCAGUCGAGAGAAACUGAGUGAGCUUAUGUGCCGCCAAUUGUAUCACGUGCUGAAAUACUCGGAACUGCAAAGAUUGGCAAUCAGAAACAAAAUGAUUUAA
This is a messenger RNA of Mesocestoides corti, 609 nucleotides long. NCBI's taxonomy places the organism in Eukaryota, Metazoa, Platyhelminthes, Cestoda, Cyclophyllidea, Mesocestoididae. The record is from the annotation of a GenBank genome assembly.